AUGUAUAAACGGAAUCGAUUUAUCCGCAAUCCGCACGAUAUCGAUGUGUUGCUCGGAUGGGACAAAGAGAACACCUUUGAAAAGAUGGAGCAAAUGUUCUUCUUGGCAGCCAAGGAUCGCAUCACUCGGCCACCACAGAAGAAACAGAAACGAGGACAUGGUUCAAAGAUUUGGAUCAGUGAUCUUACCGACAUCGACAAGAUCUACAAGGCGUCGGAGAUUCGUGACAUUAUCGCCUCGGCCAAUGUGUAA
Messenger RNA from Cooperia oncophora, 252 nucleotides. Lineage: Eukaryota; Metazoa; Nematoda; Chromadorea; Rhabditida; Trichostrongylidae. The record is from the annotation of a GenBank genome assembly.